Molecule: messenger RNA, 2040 nt
Organism: Brassica rapa (field mustard)
Lineage: Eukaryota; Viridiplantae; Streptophyta; Magnoliopsida; Brassicales; Brassicaceae
Product: mitogen-activated protein kinase kinase kinase 3
Biological process (GO): MAPK cascade; protein phosphorylation
Cellular component (GO): cytoplasm
Molecular function (GO): MAP kinase kinase kinase activity; ATP binding
Source: RefSeq, a predicted model, not a curated record
AUGCCUACUUGGUGGGUGAGGAAGUCCAGCAAGAACAAAGACGAUUCCCACCUCCUCCAAACCCAAACUCGCUCCGUUUCCGAUAAGUCUAUCAGAAGAAUCUCCGCCGAUAACAGCAAAUCCACCCCCGAUCCGGUCACUCCUUCCCGAUGCACCCCUCGCUGCAGCCGCGAAUUCGCCGGAGCCUCCGGUUUCUCCGACGAGAAGAAAUGUCAUCCUCUCCCUCUCCCGUCGCUCUCUAACGAUCAGGUGAACGGAUCGGUUUCCGGAUCGGGCUCUGUUUCAAGCGUCAGCUCGUCUGGAUCGGGUGAAGAUCAGAGUCAACCCACUGCUCCUAGGAAGUCUAACGCAGCAGCGGCUUCUCCGAAGGCGGGAGCUAGACCGGCCUCUCCGCUGCAUAACAGAUUCUCUGGGAUGACGUUAGAGUCUUCUUCCACGGGGAGGAACGAUGAAGGGAGGUCUUCGGAGUACCAUCCUUUGCCUCUGCCGCCGGGAUCUCCUACGAGCCCCGCCGUUGUGCUUCCGUGUUCUCCUACGAGCCCUUCUUCGGGUGUGCAGGGAGGGUCUUGGGGUGUGGGAGGGUCGGAGAAGGAGAUUUCCAAGUGGAAGAAAGGGAGGUUUAUUGGGAGUGGUACCUUUGGGAAAGUCUAUCAAGGCUUUAACAGUGAGGAAGGAAGGAUUUGUGCUAUUAAAGAGGUCAAGGUCAUUUCUGACGACAAAAACUCAAAGGAAUGUCUGAAGCAACUAAAUCAGGAGAUUAAUGUGCUGAGCCAGCUUUGUCAUCCGAAUAUUGUUCAGUAUUACGGAAGUGAACUGAGUGAAGAAACCUUGUCCGUCUACUUGGAGUUUGUGUCAGGUGGCUCAAUCCAUAAACUUCUCACGGAGUAUGGUGCUUUCACUGAACCUGUUAUCCAAAACUACACACGACAGAUUCUCUCUGGGCUUGCCUAUUUACAUGGAAGAAAUACAGUGCAUAGGGACAUCAAAGGAGCAAAUAUAUUAGUGGAUCCGAAUGGGGAAAUCAAGUUGGCAGAUUUUGGGAUGGCCAAACAUGUAACAGCCUAUUCUACUAUGCUUUCUUUCACGGGGAGUCCUUAUUGGAUGGCACCCGAGGUUGUGAUGCACAAAAAUGGCUACACUCUUGCAGUCGAUGUGUGGAGUGUGGGUUGUACUAUUCUCGAAAUGGCAACAGCAAAGCCACCUUGGAGCCAGUUUGAAGGGGUUGCUGCAAUUUUCAAAAUCGGGAACAGCAAAGACAUGCCAGAAAUACCUGAUCACCUUUCAAAUGAUGCAAAGAAUUUUAUAAGACUUUGUCUGCAACGGAAUCCAACAGUACGCCCUACAGCUGCUCAGCUUUUAGAACACCCUUUUCUACGUGUACAUUCACCAAGAGUGGCUAGUACUAGCAUGCACAAAGAUGUCCCCCCACGCCCCUAUGAUGGAAGCUCCUCAAUGCCUACAAGGGAACCACCUUUUUCAGGGAGACAUCCUGUCUUUCAUCCUAUAAAGAGCCCGAGUAGAGAAAACGUGAGAGCCAUCACAUCCUUGCCAGUAUCUCCAUGUUCAAGCCCUUUACGGCAACUUGGACCUGCAUACAAAAGUUGUUUCCUGUCACCUCCUCAUCCGUCUUAUGCAUUUCCCGUGCAAGAAAGUGGGUACAACCACCAAGCGGAGUUUGCUGCAAGUCCUUUUAGGUUCAAGAAAGACACAUCAUUGAUAGAACCAUCUAGUUACAGAGCCCAGGCGCCCAGUUCACCCUUCAGAUCAAGACUGGUGUAGCAAAAAUUAAAGUGAAGAUUGAGAGAUUUUGAGAGAGCCGCAUCCCAAAGAGUUGGCCCCAGGACCAUGUAUAUACAUGGUGUCUCUCCUCUUGACACUGGAACAAGAACAGGAAGGGUUAAGUGUAAACUGGGGCAAAAAAAAAAAAGAUGUAAAAAGUAACAUGAAAAUGAAUACAAAGAUUAUAGAAGUGAGGAUUAAAGAUAGUAAGUUGUGUUGUUAUACAAAGAUGAUUAUUCAGUCUUGUGUUCUCAAAAACAA